This is a messenger RNA of Guillardia theta CCMP2712, 864 nucleotides long. RefSeq lists its product as hypothetical. Lineage: Eukaryota; Cryptophyceae; Pyrenomonadales; Geminigeraceae. The record is from RefSeq and is a predicted model, not a curated record. The transcript has 3 exons. The coding region runs from base 1 to 864 and encodes 287 amino acids.
AUGCGAGUCUCGAGCUACUACCCCCUCAAGGCCUUCCCGCACCGCUAUGCUCAGAUGCUCGACUGCUAUCUCCAUGGCAUGCCGAUCUGCCAGUGUCCGACGGAAUGUGAUGGAUGUCAGCGCGAGCUCGACCCCUCCGUUGCUGCGCAUCAUCUCCAGACCUGCAAACGCCGAUCCUCCAAGCUUCCCACGGCGCAUGACAACCUUACUCUCGGGGAUCCUCGGUCUCGACGAAAGGUAUCCUCCCAUCCUCAUGGCCGCAAGAUGAAGGGCGAUAUCCACAUCCCUGGAAUCCGCGAUCGAGGGUCCGAGCAGUACGAGGGCUUGAUGGCGGACGUGACGUUGGCACACAGCGCACAGCGAGAAGCUGCACAAUCACACACAAAACACAAGCCCGAAACGAACAGCACUGCUGGCACCCAGACGCGGCAUCGCCAGCCCAAGCGCGAAGCCGCGCAGACAAGCAGCCUAAGGGUCAAGCAAUCAAGCAACAAGCAGGAGCAUGCAGGAGGAAUAAAAUCCCUUAGACGCGAUACCCGGAGGCAGCCGACUGACCACUGUCUGGUAGCUUAUCAGCGCCUCACCAUGCAGCUGACGCUGGAGGCGCUCUUGUCUGGUGCGAGGCGCAUGACGCCCUUGCCCGCGGCGGGCGCAAGCACUUCUCGAGCCAGAGGGAGCUCCUCCUCGGACUUUGUCGAGUCGCCCGAGGAGGAGUCUUCGCCGGAGGUCUCCGACUCCGAUGGGGGAAACACGUCGAGUGGCGCCGACGACCGGCGCGGAGCUGGCGAGGCGUCUCCGUCCCUCACUGUGACGUCGGGUGCCUCCGGAGAGCUCGACACCACUUUUUUUUUUUUUUUGCCGUGA